GGCACAGAUACAGCCGCAAAAGCUACAGCUGCUGGUGAAAUAAUCGACGCUCCGGGGCCCCGGUAUGUAGCCUUCCGACGACCUUUCCCCGCGGCGGAGCCCAAACCUGCUCCGCGGUCUCCAGCCUACUGCCAGCAUACCCAGGUACUGCUAUCGCGGUAUGCCAUGGCCGUUGUCCCCACCUGCGCGCACCGCGGUACUGCCGCCGUUCAGUCGUUCCAUGCAAGAAUUCCACUUCGCGGACAUUGUUGUUUCGUUCGCUAGUCUCCGUUCGGUUGCGAGGCGCGAUUCGUGAAUCGUCGCGAGCUUUUCGAGGGAUGAUCGGCCGUGUUUGUGUGUCCAUGUAUCCAUAGGUCUUUCUUCAGCUUGCAAGGGUACUGCUGGAUGCUGCAUCACACACCGCUCCUGCCUUGAUCGAACAUGAACUGCAGCACAUAGACAGACCAAGAUAGCACUAAUCGCAUUAUGAACGGAUUAUUGCAAACCAGUUGCUUCAACUCCUACGGGUGAUGUCAUCCGGCUUCUAAAUAUAGCCCGAGCCAUUGGUUGUCAUACAUUAUUUAAGAAAACAGACUUUCGGCCACACGAUGAAUCUCUCACAAUGGCUGUGUCUGGCGGUGGCGUGCUUGUGCAACUACGCUUCAGCGCAGUCCAACUACGGAUCCCAGGCCAACAAUGUGGAGUAUAUAGGAGAAGGACUGCCUCCAGCAACAGUGCUGGACGGUAAAGUCACGCAGCUAGAUGAUCUCAGUCCUGUCAUUUUUCUCAAUCGCACCAAGGCGGCUUUGAACUGUGCGGCUGGAUCUAUGCAGGUGGAACUCAAAUUCAACGACAAAUUCUACGGAUUGGCGUAUGCGGCAUUCGAAAGAAACUCGGCUUGUCAGAUACAUGGCAAGGGAGGCUAUAGUUACCGACUCGAGCUGCCAUUGAAAGGAUGUGGAACCAAACAGGAUCCUCAAAGAGUAUUUACAAACAACAUCGUGGUGAGAUUCCACCCGUCUUUAGAAAUAGAUGGUGAUGAGAUUAUAACGAUAGUAUGCAGAUAUCCACCGCCAAUUGUUCCACCACCUGCCGCUCUUCCUGCAUUAUAUCAAUCGACACCGGCAGCUCCUCUGGCGCCUCCACUGAAAGGUUUCCAGAUCCUUUUGAUUAUCUGUGGAAUCUUGUUCCUAUCACUGAUGCUACUGGGCUUAGGAUGUUCGUACUAUUGUCUGAGGAGACGUCCAGUGGUCUUCACGAGACCAUUCAGUUCCAUCGGUACUGACUCCGAAAUAACCAAGUUGUCUGGAAGCUCCAUAGGCAACCUGUCCAUAGAAGAGAGCAUAAAGAUACCAAGGGCAACCGUACCAGUGACGGCUGCCCCGGCAAGCAGUGCUGGAAGCGAAGGACCUUUGAUGAGCGACAACUUACCAUCGGACUACCCAUCGGAGUCCCAUUCCGAGAUCGAUGUAGAUACCGGGUCAUUGCCUGGAUCCUCUGCUGGCAGUUACGAUAACCAGGCCUACGUACACGAAACCAGCACGUUCUACAGCGAAACAGUUGCAACACCAUCACCACCUAGGCUGCCAAUCGUAGAGCCGAAGUUCGAUGUUCAGGUGCGCGUGAAGAGAGCGCCUCCUUCGCCGCCAAGCAUCUCCAUGUCUGAGUCGGAAAGCACAAGGACCGAAAGGAACCUCUCGACGAUCAUGGAGCAGCGUGAAGAAAGCGUCAGGUCAAUAUCCCCGCCUCCCACCGAGAGGACUCAUUUCACGUACGUUCCCGAGUUGCACCCUCCUCCGAAACACAUUCAGCCGGCUCCUACGUACAACAGAAUCCUCAGGAGGCAGGUUGAGAUGCAGGAGGCCAGGUCGAUAGCCUCGUUGAACACCGAGAUGACGGACACGCACUCCAUGACCGAGAUUGUGGAUGAUUCUCAUCAUAAGUUCAUUGCGCCUACUCCGCCUCCCCCGCCUCCCAUCAUACCCAGACAGGAGUACGUCGUGGAUAUGGAGGAGCCAGCGUCGUUGGAGCCGCCUAUUGCCGUUGUUCAUAAGCCGGAAAUAACAGCUCAUGUGGUGGACGACGUUUUUCUGAGAACGAUAACCGAGAAGAAGACGAUCGAAGACAUCGAAAGACACAAACGGCUGAUCACCGAAUACCACACCCGACCGAAGCCCGUCGAAGAUCAGAAGUGGGAUGUGACCAUCAAGAACUAUCCCGAAAUGCCGGAGCCUCCAGAGUGGGAGAACUUCUCUGAUGUCUCCUCGGCUUCUGCUUUAACAUUGACUCCAAAACUGGAAAGAGCCAACUUGAGUUUACCGCCGCAGAGCACGAUAGUUGAUAACAAGCCCAGGCUCAAUGCACCUGAAAUCGUCGCCAACGUUGGAUCGUCGCCUCCGCGAUAUACCACAACUCAUACUACGCAUACGACCUCUAUGGACAUUACAAGUGAUAAGACUACGAUGGAGCGAACUGAUUACCUGCGGCAAUACAACCUUCCGGUUGAGAACCCCGAGGUGCCCAACUGGGACGUUCUGAUCAGAGUGUUCCAACCCACCGAGCAAACGGAAGACAUAGUGAUCGAAAGUGCCGAAACGUUCAACUCGCAACUGACCACCGCGGACAAGAUGAAGUGGAGACAGAUCAUAACGACUGAGUCCACACUCAGGACAAUGCUUACCGAAUGUGUGGUACGAGAAGACUUCGAAAGGAUACGACAAGAUACGAGGUAUACGAACCUCUUCGAACCACCGAAAUGGGAUGUGAUCAUCCGAAUCCUCACUCCUGUCGACAAGACGCCGAAGAACAAGAAAAAGCGUGGCGACUGGGAUAACAGGAGCCGACGCAGCAGCUUGCCAACCUUGUACGAGUACGAUUCGGAUGGAGGCAGUUCUGUGAGGACCCUCACCAGAGAGCCUGUCAUGGUGAUGCCGCAGAGAUCCAGGAAGUCCAGUUACAGGAGCGAAAUGGACUUGAGAUCGAUGUCUGAAGUAACCGUGGACUUCGGCAGGCCAGACCCUGACAGAUACUCCGAAGCUUCCAGCUACGAUCCUGGACAUCCGUCGCUAGCUAGAUCGCUCAGUCAACCCAGCCUUGCCAGAUCAGCGAGUGAGUUCACAGAACGGUGGAUAGCACCAUCAAGCCGGUAUGAUACUGCUAGUGAAAUAACAACUCCAGAAGGCAGUCCCAAGUCACAACGCAGUUCCCGAUUCUUACCACCUGGUGCUCAAAGAUCAUCGGCCACUGCCUGGCAAGUGAGCAGACAAACAACAGGAAGACCUGUACCAGGUUCGACUGCUCAGAUGGUAACCAGAGAAUAUAGAAGUGAAGCUACAUCAAGUUACGUCGGAACCAGGAACGUUCCACCUUCAGGCGAUUGGUUUAUAGAUAACGACAGUGAAGCUAGCUACAAAUAAAAUAUUUCACUAGAAAGGAAAUUCUUGCUUUGAAGUUGCUCAAAUAUUCUAAACGACACGCUCUUAAUGUCUAAAUAUUUUACUUAACCGUUAAGAUGAAGAGCGUAAUUCAGACCUCAAAAUUUCCUUUCUAUUCAUAGUAACAACUUAUAGGCAAUUUGUACACAAAAUGUCUAGCUGUACGAUUUCUCAUUUUCUGUAAAACAGAAACAAAGCUAUCCUUUUAGAUGUAUGGAGAGUAACACAAGACGGGUAGGUACCUUCAAAGCCCUUCGUAUGUUUCCUUUUAAAAAUACCGCUUUUACAAUACUUAUGAUUUAUAUUCUUCAGAAUACUAGAAUUUGUUUCCAUCUGCAUGCUUUAGUUUUCUCGAAGAGAGUGGUAUAACUUAAUGUACGCCACUGCUAAGGAGGAAUGUCAUUGUGUAACGUAUGGACGGCUCCAUACACAGCAGCAGCAUCUAGGUCAGUGAUGCUCUUGUACAAUUUGACACUUGAUUAUGAGUCUGCAUGUUUUGCUGACCACAUGAAACCAUUGGUGUUCGAUCCACUGUUCACUAACGUUAAUAGCUGUUUGGGUACUGUCGCGUUUUGUAACACUUCGGAUUUCACUGUUUUUUCACUUGAAACAUAUAGAGGGUAGUUUGAUAGAUUAUUUUAAAUCAUAAAAGGUGUGAAUGAAGCACGCUUUUCAUGAAUUGUUUUCCCAAAACAUUGUAUUUUUUAGCAGUUAUUUCCCCCAAUUAUUUCCACCGCCAUCUACCAUAUGACGUUGACGUCAUUUGUCAUAUAUGAGAGGCGCUUGUCUGCGGUGUUGCCGGAUUGGGCUACAUAUUUGGGGAAAAAUACGAAAAGUAAUAAAUUCAUAUACAUUUAUAUUAAUUAAUGAAACCCAAAAACAAAAACGGUAGUAAAAUUAAAAGUUAUUCUUAUUAAGUUUAAAACAAAAAAUAACAAACAGCAGUAAAAUAAAAAGCAAUUCUAAGUGUUUAUAAAAAAAUUAAAACAGUAUUAAAACAAAAAACAAUUCCAUGUAAUUAUAAAAAACUAAAAAAUAACAAACAGUAAAAUAAAAAGCAAUUUGGAUGCAAUGAAAUUAUUUUGUUGUUUUACUAUUGUUUUUACUUUUUGUUUUGUAUUGUCACUUAGAAUUGCUUUUUAUUCAACUCUUUGUUAUUUUUUGUUUUUUAUAAUUACAUGGGAUUUUUUUUCUACCGAUAUUAUUUUUAGUUAUCACUUAUAAUUGCUUUUGAUUUUACCGUUUGUUAUUUUCUGUUUCUCAUUACAUGGAAUUGUUUUUUUUUAAGUUUUCUUACUGUUUUUAUUUUUUGUUUUUUAUAAUUAUUUAUAAUUUAUAAUUUUUUAGCUUACUAGUGUUAUUUUUUGAUUUAUACUUAUUAGGAAUCGCCUUUUAUUUUGCUACUGUUGUUUGUUUUAGUUCUUCAUUUUUGUGAUUCAUUCAUAUGUAUAUGUAUAUAAAUUUUACACUUUUUCCUUAAAUGCGGAGCCCAAUCCGGCAACACCGCAGACAAGCGCCUCUCAGAUAUGACAUAUGCACAGACGCCUACGUCAUAUGGCAGAUAGAUGGCGGUGGAAAUAAUGGUGGAAAGAACAGCUAAAAAUAUAGUGUUUUGGAAAAAAAAUUUCACGAAAAGCGUGCUUCAUCCGCACUUUUUUUGUUUCUAAAUAAUCUAUCAGACUACCCGCUAAAAGUUUUAAGAGAAAAAACAGUCAAAUCGGAAGUUCUACAUGGCGCAACAGCACCGUUAUUUGUCUUUGACGCUACUAUCAAGUGUGUUCCAAUAAAAGCUCAAACACUUAAGUUUAUCCACUGAAUCAAAGCAGUUAUGUCGCAACGUCAAAUAAUGACAGUGACGCACAUGGUUGCCACACUAAUUAAAACUACUAGAUCCUACGACCUUUUACAAAAUCUACUUUAUAUCUUCGAUGCCUUGCCGCAACCAACAUUACGAAGAGUAUGUUUUGUGAACGCUAGAGCUGGUAUAAAUUCUAAUGGACAUCAUGAUUUCGUUCGGUCUCAAAAUAGUUCGUCAAAGAAAUGACGAAUUAUUUUGCUUGUCGACCCAGAGGUUUCGGCAUUUUAGCAAAAUGUUUAAAAGGACACCUCAAAGUUUUGACAAAAACCUUUUUUAUAAAAUAACAAUGUAAAUAUUGAGGCAAAAAGAACAAAAAUAAGUCACAAAUAAACAACAGCCGUUGGCCUGUUUAUCUGACAAGCUUUGCGACAAUGUCACAACACCGAAAACUGUUACCAACACAAAUGUACCCGGGAAAUUCAAACUAUACGUACAAAUUUACGAUCUAUUUUGCAUUCAAAUUUACUAAAUAUCACGUAACUGUUUUGUUUCAGUGAAUAAACUAUAUGUGGUUUUAUUUGGCAAGGCAAAUGUGGAAACCACAGGACAAGUUUCAAAUGUUACAUUGACUUUAAGUUCAACAUCGCAUGAAACCGUUUAUGCAUUAUAUUUUAGACAAUUGUACCUACCCUCGAUAACUAGUAUAAAUACCGUCCAUUAGUUAUAUUUUAAAAAUUAGGCGACAUUACGUCUACUGCCCUUUACGAAUGAUUUUUUUUUGUCAAACGUGUGAGUGGAAGUGAAAACUAAUUUACUUUUAGUAAUUAGAAUACUGUGAUAACAAAAUGUGAGUUGUGCGGACUUAAUGGUUUUUUAACUUAAUUUUUAGUUAAGAAGAGGGUCUCAUACCCGAUUUUCCACUUUGCCACGUUAUUUGUGGAAAACUGUAGAAUUGGGUAUAAUUUAUGAAUUUUCUUCUUUCGCCUACUAUAAAGUUACAGUCGAUAGGUAAUCUAAUCUUUUUCACAGUUUAUAGCAAUCGAUCCUCUGAGAGUUACUAGGAUUCUUCAAAUAGUGAUAAGUACUUCUUGUCAUUGAGCUAAGAAAGAGUUUCCUCUUCAACUUUUCAUUAUCUGCUAUUACUAGGCUCAAUAACCACUGAAAUGAUUUAAAUCUUCCUAGAUCUCGGUGGAUAGAUGUUAUUCUUUACAAUCCUUACAGGAAUUUUUUUCAUACGUUGCCUCAAUAUUUUUUUUAAUUUUGCUCAAACUGCUGCUCUUUGGUGUUGGAUCGGGGACUUUUAGAACUUAAUCUUCUCAUGUAUUUAUAUACUUUUUGUAUAAAUAUGUGUUUUACAUGAUGUAAGGUGCUAUGAUUAUAAUUUUUAUACCAAUUUAUACCAUGUAGUUUUUCAUGAAAUGAAAAUAAAACCUAAUACAUUUCUGAACGAAA
Molecule: messenger RNA, 6663 nt
Organism: Acanthoscelides obtectus
Lineage: Eukaryota; Metazoa; Arthropoda; Insecta; Coleoptera; Chrysomelidae
Source: the annotation of a GenBank genome assembly